This is a messenger RNA of Danio aesculapii, 2745 nucleotides long. It is a transcript of the gene plppr5b, whose product is annotated as phospholipid phosphatase related 5b. The record is from RefSeq and is a predicted model, not a curated record. The transcript is spliced from 6 exons. Gene Ontology annotation, molecular function: phosphatidate phosphatase activity. Lineage: Eukaryota; Metazoa; Chordata; Actinopteri; Cypriniformes; Danionidae. Gene Ontology annotation, biological process: phospholipid dephosphorylation; signal transduction; phospholipid metabolic process. The coding region runs from base 171 to 1127 and encodes 318 amino acids.
CCACUUUAUCUGCUCUCCUCUCUCGCCUUUCCUCAUUGCGACCUGAGCGCAGUGCCAUGCGCGCCGGUGCGUCUCCUCCUCGUGCCAACCGGAGCCUCAGACCCCGGCGAGAUGCGGGAACUAUAACGGGAGCUCAUAUGUUUGGAGGUUCUCCACUGGAUUGUUGGUAAAUGUUCCUGCCCCACUCUCUGACGACCAUGCUUUAUUUCCAGCUGGUGAUCAUGGCGGGCACGGUCAUGCUGGCAUAUUACUUCGAGUACACGGACACGUUCAACGUGCACGUGCAGGGCUUCUUCUGCUACGAGACCGCGUACACGAAACCCUACCUCGGACCCGAGGACACGAGCGCCAUCCCGCCCGCCCUGCUGUACGCGGUGGUCACCGGUGUCCCCACACUGAUGAUCACCGUGACAGAAACGGUGUUGUUCUUGAUACAGUACACGUCCAAAGAUCUUGACAGUCGAGAGAAGACCAUGGUGACUGGGGACUGCUGUUACCUCAAUCCAUUAGUGCGGAGAACUUUUCGUUUCCUUGGUGUAUACUUGUUUGGCCUGUUCACCACAGACAUCUUUGUGAACGCCGGUCAGGUGGUAACGGGGAAUUUGGCUCCUCAUUUUCUGACUGUGUGCAAACCCAACUUCACAGCUCUGGGUUGUCAGCAAGCUCUCCGCUAUAUCAGCCAUCAGGAAGCCUGCACUGGCAAUGAGGACGACAUCCUGCGUGCCCGCAAGACCUUCCCUUCUAAAGAGGCCGCGCUCAGUGUUUACGCUGCCGUCUAUAUGGCUAUGUACAUCACAUUUACAGUGAAAGCCAAAGGAACUCGUCUGGCUAAACCAGUCAUGUCUUUGGGCCUGAUGUGUCUGGCCUUCCUAACAGGUAUAAACAGGGUGGCGGAGUAUCGAAACCACUGGUCUGAUGUCAUCGCCGGGUUUAUCAUCGGUGUGGCCAUCGCCACCUUUCUAGUGGUGUGUGUGGUCCAUAACUUCAAAGGCAAACAGCUUCUGGAUGAUGAUCAUUCACAGGACAACCUAAGCAGCAAUCCGAUGGUCAGCUCGCCGAGAAUGGAGAGUCCGCUGGAGAAAUACAUCGCCUCGCAGAAUCACAUCGCCUUCGCUGAGAUCACGUGACCUCGAAUCAGCCGUAUGGCAAACACACUGGACAUCCACGCUGUUCACAGUCCAGACCCGAUAACCACAACUAAAUGCUAAAUGCAUAUCCUCCAUGGUGUCCUUUCCAAUGGCUCUGCCCUCGCUGUGUGUGUGUGUGCGUGGAAACACUGUCAACUAUUAACUGUUCUCAUCACACAGAUAAAGACUGAAAAUUACACUUCACGUUUUCCUGACCGCUUCUGUUGGCUUUCUUGCAGAUGGAGCUCAAAUUCUGAGCUCAGAAAAUCUCGGCUGCUUACGUUUAUGGAGUGUGUGUGUGUGUGUGUGUGCGUGUGUGUAUGAAAGCUUUAUGAUGACAUUAAUGCAAAUACCUACCUAUGGAAUUCAAAAUGGACAUGUGUUGUCGUGGAUAUGUGUGUUUUUCGUUGUCAGCGAUAUUCCAGAAUAUGUUUAUGGCUGAAUUUGUUUGUGUUCUAGUGCUUGCGUUGGAUGAGUGCAAACAUGCUGAAGCCUGAUUCUGCCUCAGAGGAUUAAAAAUAAGGUAGUUUUGAUUCCAUUUAUUCAGAACUGUAAUACUGUGUUUUAUAAAUUAAGUCUUAUGUUUAUAUCCCGAUUGCAGUUUUAUUUAUUUCAUUUGAGCAUAAUGGGCAGUAUUAUUUCAGUAUCUCAAAAUAUAUACACUACCUGAUAAAAGUCUUGUCAUCGAUUCCAGUUGUAAGAGCAACAAAUAAUAAGUUGACUUUUAGUUGAUCAUUUGGAAAAGUGGCAGAAGGUAGAUUUUUCUGAUGAAUCAUCUGUUGAACUGAAUCAUCACAAAUACUGCAGAAGACCUACUGGAACCCGCAUGAAGGUCAACUUUGGUGAAGGAAAAAUCAUGGUUUGGGGUUUCAUUCAGUAUGGGGGCAUGCGAGAGAUCAUGCUCAUUACAUUACAAACCACAUGAGAGGGCAAAUUCUUCAGCAGGAUAGCGCUCCUUCUCACAUCUCAGUCUCCACAUCAAAGUUCCUGAAAGCAAAGAAGGUCAAGGUGCUCCAGGAUUGGCCAGCCCCGUGACCAGACAUGAACAUUAUUGAGCAUGUCUGGCGUAAGAUGAAGGAGGUGCAUUGAAGAUGAAUCCAAAGAAUCGUGAUGAACUCUGGGAGUCCUGCAAGAACGCUUUCUUUGCCAUUCCAGAUGACCUUAUUUAUAAGUUAUUUGAGUCAUUGCAGAAAUGUGUGGAUGCAGUCCUCCAGGCUAAUGGGAGUCAUACACAAGUCAAGGCAUGAUCAUAUUUUAUUAUGGUAAAAUAAGCGUAAUCUAGAGGCUUUUGCCUUUCAUAUAAGCCACUUCUGAUACCAAAUGUUCAACUAUUAAUCACGUUAUUAUUUGUUGUUCCUAAAACUUGGAUAGGCACAAGACUUUUGUCAGGUAGUGUAUAUUUUAUGCAAAAAGUGACUAUAUAAUUGUGAUUUUAUAACUCACAGUUUGACUUUCUUGAUUGCAAAUGAAUAUCUGACAGUAUUGACUUUAUUUGUCACUUUGCUUGUGACUUUAUAUCGUACAACAGCACAUUUAUUUCUCAUAAUUGUGAUUUAAUAACUCAUAAUUGAGUCGGUUUCUCUGCAAUUGUACUUGCAAUGCAACUUUAUUUUUCAAA